GGCUUCAGUUGGAAGGAGCCUUAAAAACCAUCCAGUUCCAACACCCUUGGAAAUAAAAGAAAUUCUGAGGGAUGAAAACUUUCCUGCUGCUAUCAAAAUAACUUCAUUUACAAGUGUAAUGAGUCAUUGCGCAGUAAAUAUCAAAUAAAUCUGUGUGAAGUAAGCAGUGUCAAACAUUCAUUUACACUGGAAGAGCACUUAAACAGGAAACGCUGCUGUCAGAAAUCCUUCAUAGAAACAUAGUUCCAGCAGACCAACAUAUGGUUUAAAACUGGCCAGCUGGUGGCACAAGGGUUUCUUUAGAGGUAACUACCCACACCCCUUUCACAAUAAUGGAAUUAUAAAAUGUUCUGUGUCUUGAAACCUUGCAUCACUCUACCCCAAAAGCGGAUGCUGGCACAGAAAAGACAGCAGUGAAAUCAGGAGAAUCAGAUCUACGUGUCAGUAAAUCUUUUACAGGAUUGUGUGUUUUGCAUUUUCUCUUUUGCUGCAGGUCAUAAUUUGUGAGGUUUGCUUUCUUUCUUUUUUUUUUUUUUUUUUUUCUUCCCCCCCCCCCCCCCCCUUUUUUUUUUUAAUAAUCUUUGCAGGGUAUCAGCUUUUCAGCAUCCAUCCUCAAUACGGCCAGCGAGAGGGGAUGGAAUUCGUAGCAGAAACAAAAAGAUAAAAGCUGCCUUUUUUAGCUUAAUAUGUGUUUAGCUUACGUCCCUAAAGCUCCAUGCUACUUCCAUCACGCUUCUUGGAAAGGCAUCCCGCCGCCAGCGUUCAGCAGAAGAGCAGAGGAAGCGGUGUUUCGAUUACAAAUACCAAAGCCAUCACUUUCUUGUGCCCUAUCCUCCCACGAAGGUCGUGAGAGGGAAGAACACCCCACUGCUGCCUGCCCCUUCCAACCCCUCCGGCGCGGUGCUGAGCGGUGCUGAGCGGCUCCAGCAGAGCCAGAGGUUUUUCAGACUGAGCUGUCUUUGCAUUGACUCACUUACUGAGAGUGAUCGCUCUGUUUCUGUGAAGAAUGAAGGUUCAGAAGAUUCAUGAGUACAAGUUGUGACUGUCCGCAGUUUGGAAGAUUACCUCUGCAUCCACUUUCAACUUGACAAAACCUGCAUGUGAUUUAUGGGAUGGUGGCACACUUGUAAUGAAUUGGAGAGAAUAAGAGAGGGAGAGGAGCUACACAUCUUGCUGUCAUUCCGGAAUAUAAAAUAAUAAAUAAAUCUCAGGCAGGUGUCUUACAACAAAGUGAGAAUUAACUCAAGAAAAUGACUCUGCUGAUAUUUUUAGUAAUGUUUAUCACUGAAUCUGCCACGGAGAAGCUGUGUCCCCUUCGCACCUCCAUUGAUGUACUAGAAGGGGAAUACUUUUUCCUUUGUUUUCCUGAGUCGAUGCUACGUCCUGAGACAGAAGGAUACACAAUAAACUGGUACAAAGAAAAUGCUGGAAGGCAGAAGCUGAUACAGAAAACACAGAGAAUUAUUUCCCAAAUGAAUUUUCUGGAGUUUUGGCCAGCUGAACUCAAUGACUCUGGGAAUUACUCUGUCACUCACAGCAAUGGAAGACAAAAUUUCACAAUUCAGAAGUGGACCUUGAAUGUGCUUGAAAGGAAUAAAAGCAGCUGUUUCAACAAAAAUCAUUUGACAACCGAAAUUCAAAAUGCUGGAACAGGUCAUUCACUGAAAUGCAGUGAUUUGUCUGUCAAUGAAAAUGACAGUGUAACAUGGUACAAGGACUGUAAGAACUAUGAAAAUGAAACAGAACGGGAACUGGAUUUUAAAACCUUAACAGUUCAGCACUCUGGUAUAUAUACCUGUAAAAUUUUGAUCAGUCAUAAUGGAAGGAUAUACCACAGCACAAGUACAAUUAAGCUGGUAGUAGAAGAGGAUGCACCAGAGGCUGUCACUUUGGAGAUAGUUGGACGCGAUGAAGAAAUUGAAACAGAAAUAGGUAAAGAAGAGAUACUCAAUUGCACAGGUUUCUUGGGUUAUGAUAUGCAAGAAGAUGCCAGCCUCUACUGGUUGAUUAAUGAAACAUUUCCAGAAAAAUGCUCAGAUAUCCCCAAGAAUGACCCUUCGAUAUGUGAAGAAGAACUCAAAAAAUUACAUUUGGGAAACAAGUUUUAUGUCACAAGGCUACUACGGAUUAAAAAAGUAAGAGAUGAGGACUUGCAUCACAAUUUCACCUGUAAGCUUCAAGCUGAUGAAGCAACGAAAAUAAAAAUAGUGAAACUGAAGAAAGAAAAUGCCCGAGAUCUGCCAGUGCACCUAUUUACAACCGGAAUGAUUCUUGCUGUACUACUUCCAUGUGUUUUAAUAGCCAUGAUAGUUGUCUGUGUGAUGUUCAGAGUAGACAUAGUUCUACUUUACAGGAACAUAUGCAGAAGAGAUGACACUGCUGGAGAUGGAAAAGAAUAUGAUGCUUUUGUGUCUUAUCUGAAAGACUGUGCUUCUACUAGUGAAGAAGAGAGAGAAUUUGCUUUGAAGAUAUUACCGAUGAUACUAGAAGAAAAUUUUGGGUACAAGUUAUGUAUAUUUGAGAGAGAUGUCUCUCCUGGAGGAGCUGUUGUUGAUGAUAUCCAUUCAUUCAUUGAUAAAAGUCGAAGAUUAAUCAUUGUACUGAGCCAAAACUACAUUUCUGACACAGCCAUAUAUGAACUUGAGAGUGGACUACAUAAAGCUCUAGUUGAAAGGAAAACUAAGAUCAUAUUAAUUGAAUAUAUGCCUAUAAGUGACUACAAUUUCUUGCCAGAAUCCCUGUCUCUUUUACCAUCAAAGAGGGUUGUGAAGUGGAAAAAGGAUCAAUCUCUUCCCAUGAAUUCCAGGUUUUGGAAGAACCUUCGGUACCUGAUGCCAGCGAAACCUACCAAGUCAAAGACCAAAGGGCACUGUAACAAUCUAGGUCUAGGCUCAGACGGGACUCAACCAUGGAUUGGGGGUUGUGACUGUAAUGCAGUCAUAUAGCAAUUAUGGAGAUGGAAGAUGCUGCUGAAAAUUGGUAGUUUUGCUAAAUCCAAAUAGAAAACACAAACUGUGCUUAUUUUUGGGAGAUAGUGUUCAUAAGAGGCCAAGGCCAAGUCUGAGAUAUAAGAAGAGUAUAAGAAACGUCACAGUGGCUAAGAUGAUGUUAAUUCCAGUGCUAAAUGAUGUUCCAGAGACAUUUUCCUCAGUAGUCUACACAAGGAGCUGAAAUUUGAUUCUGCAUAAGUCAACACCUGGCACCAAGAACAACAGAACAACACGUAACCUUUUGGUUUCACUUUUUCCUUCUUGUAGAAUGAUGUUAGUUAUACUUGCAUACUUCUUGAGACCCCUCAAUGAAUUUAUCAGUAUUUACAAAGUAUUAUGAUUUAGAUGGUUUCAGUUCUGUGUUUUGAUAUUUCCUAAGAACCCUGCUCGGGAGCUGACCCAAAUGGCUCCUGCCCUAGGGAGCUUUGCAUAUAGGGUUUAGGCAACAUUGAGCAGAAAAGUCAAGUGAAAAUGAAGACAAGGAAGGAUAAAAGGAAUCAGACAUUUACUCAGGCUAACUGCAUUCACUCCUGAGUAGUGUGUGGUGUAGACAAGCUAAGUGGCAGUUAUUUGGAGGAAUGGUAAAGUCUGCUUUCAUCCUCUAAUUUAAAUGAGAAUACUGUAAAUUGUCAUUUUGGCAGAGAGAAGAGAGGAAUGGGAUAGAGCUAAUAAUACUUUGUCCAUGGACACCAAUAUCUCCGUCAUAUCCGGAGGUAUCUUCAGCUGAUAGCUGCAGAGGAUUUAUGCAAAAAUGAGAUCUUCAGUAUACACACAUCUGUUCCUAACCCUUUAGAACAUUAAUACCUAGCAUUAUUUUCAAUAACAAACCUAGCAAUGUCAUUCAAAAUCAUGAUCAUACUCUGUUACUAUUAGCUGCCUGGCAGAAGAUUACAAUCAGACAUAAGUUUCUGGAAACAAUGGAACUCUAGUUCCUCCUAAUGCCAAUACAGAACAAGUAUUGGAAAAUUAUUUUGGAAGAACGUCAGUCACUUUACUAGGAGACCAUCAAGGCUCGUCCCACUCUCAUAACUGUCUUUUAUUCAACUAAUGCUAAUUCUGAGGAGAUAUAUCUUUGAUACUGACACUUAAUUCAUGCAGCUCUGUUAUCUUCUUGGUGCUCUUGAGAAUACAGUUGUAGUGAUGGAUGUUACAACUGUCUCGGGAUUUAUGAGAAUGAAAUACCUUUUUUUUUUUUUUUUUUCAAAUAUCCCCUAAUCACAUGAAUGAGAAGGAAUAGAGGAAAAAGACAGACAUUUUUUGUGUCUUUCAUAGCAGCUUCACGAGGUCUCCCUAUUUCUGUCAUGCAACUAAAGAACUGUCAAACUGUGGUACUUAGGCAAAAGCCUUCCUCCGGCUUAAGCUUUUACCAAAGAGGGUUUCUACUCUGUAGAUAAAUGUGCUUUUAUAUUUCUAAAUCUUUCUCAAAGUUCAGUUCUUUUCCACCAGUGUUUCCUGUUUUAACAUUUAACAUGUUUCCUUUUUAACAUUUUUCAGCAGGACUAAUGAUUGCCCCUACUUCAGAAAUGCCAUUGGUUGUACCAUGCAUUUCCAUUCCUUGGCCAUAAAACUAAAAGAAAUGGUGGUAACCUUUCUGGUAUUUAACAAAUAUGUUAUAUUUGCUCCUCAGCCACAUUGUUUUUCAUACGUUGUCAUCAACACAUUGCCUAACAACUUAAAUUGUCAAAUGUGAAUAUGAAGAGUGCACAGAGUUUAUUUAAAGCUUUGGACUGAGCUUGCCCUCUAUGAGAAUCAGCUAUUAUAAAGCAAGAUUGGAUUUUAUGUGAACUCCCCACCUCAGCUUGGAGAGGUGAAUAGCUAAUAGCUAAUCCUCACUGCCCAUGCCUUGGUAAAAGGAGACAAAGGAAAUUAAGUCUACGUUAAUGCCAGAUGUUGUUCUUAGUGCUCUUAUAUCCAGAAUUAGUGACUUUAACCAGGGCUUGGAAAUGCUUGCUUUCUGUUUGCCAGUCUCUAGAGAAAAGAAGCUGCUAAUGUGACUUAUAGAAUGUAGUUGUGCUGAUUUGCCUAAUCUUGUAUAUGUCAAUUUACAAGUGACUUCACGUGAUAGUUGGUUUGAAGUAACGGGUCAUUCCAGUGAUUUCUGUAGUAUUUCUGUUACAUUUUUUGCUCUUAAUAAAACUUUAUUUCCCCCUCCACACAACAGUGGCUUCUAUUUUUGCUGCAGUUAGACAGCAGUAAGUGUCAAAAAUUGUACCUCUAGUAAGAAAAAUAAUGCAAGAAUCAAAAAUAUGAUUAGACCUGCUCUCCAUGAGCAAAAAAUAUCUCUUUUGUACUGUAAAAAAAAAAAAAUAAAUAAAAAUAAACCAAACCUAAUCCAACCAAGUUUUUGGAAUAAUUAAUUUCCUAAAGCAGGAUGCAGUUGGGAUCAGUAAUGGGAGAGCUAGUGUAAGACAGCAGUCUUGAAGAUUCUUGUCUUUCUUGUGCAUACUACAACAUGGUACUGACUAUGAGAAUAUAAUCUGUCUGUAUUUUUUGUUUGACUACCAUUCACGUUUGACUAUUGUCUAUCGAACACAAUUCAGGCAAGAAAAAAAGAAGGGGGGGGGGGUUAUAUCUGUAAGUUUUAUAUCUGUUUAUAUCUGUUGUGUUUUUUUUUUCUCUACAAACACUUCUGUUCCUCUAUUGUCAUCUGCAUUCUUUACAUACAUGUGGUGAGAGGUAGAAUAUGUCACCCUGUAUCCAAGCUUCAGGACAAAUCCUAUCUCUUCAACCUGUAAAGAAAGAUUGUAAAGAAAGAUUGUAAAGAAAGCAGGAGGUUUGCAGAAGGGCUGGAGUAUAUAGGGAACUGCAAGAGUCCUGGUAGAAGAUUUGCUGGUUAUGUUGCAGAUAUACUGAAGAUGAGUGCAGAAGUAAUUUGUCAAUAGCACAUUUACCAAGCUAGAAACUAAACAGAAAUUUUUCAGUCAGCUCAAAAAUGAGGUGUCCUACAUGGUAACACACUGUGGGCACGUGUCUAUUACAUGUGCAGGGCAAGGUUACUAUAUGCUGGACAUGUCAGGGCCUAGAGGAAAGACGCAAUUGAUUUGUGCAGGAAGGUCCAGAAUUUUACGUGUCAUAUCCAGAAGUUGAUAGAUUGAUUCCUGGAUUCAUUAAAGGCCAUAAAAAAAGGCAAGAAAGUAAAGAUUGGCAGACAUGAGUGUAGCCAGGAAGAGUACUCUAAAACUGUGCUUAUAUAUUAGAGUCAUACUUCUCAAUCAUGCUUUCUUGGUGAAAGUAAAAAAAAAUAAAAAAAUAAAAAAA
Messenger RNA from Anas platyrhynchos (mallard), 6248 nucleotides. Lineage: Eukaryota; Metazoa; Chordata; Aves; Anseriformes; Anatidae. The record is from RefSeq and is a predicted model, not a curated record.